AUGAAGCCAAGGCGCGUCGGUAUGGCAAGGGGCUAUGAGGAAAUGGAUGGAGCGAACGUUCCUCGUCCACCCGGCUCGACGGCAACGGUUGGUGGAGCUGCGAACGGCGCUGACUCCUUAUCGGGAGGGGCUAGCUCACCCCAAUCACCGGUGUCUCCUCCCGUCGGUUCGAUGUUGGCUGGUGCGGCACCGGAAUUCGAGCUCGCCUCCGUCAGUGUGGUGCCGGAUGAUACGUACACCGUGACACAAGCUGUCAAUGCGCUCGGUUUCGGAUGGUUCCAGGUGAAGCUGUCCCUCUGCGUGGGGCUCUGCUGGAUGGCCGAUUCCAUGGAGAUGACCAUACUGAGCGUGCUCGGUCCGGCACUGCACUGUGACUGGGGUAUCUCGCGGUACCAGCAAGCGUUGGUCACGACGGUUGUGUUCUUGGGCAUGAUGCUUAGUUCCACCUUCUGGGGUCAUCUCAGCGAUCGAUAUGGUCGCAAACCGGCCUUAACGCUAUGUGGAGUGCUUCUGUUCCUGUACGGAUUGCUGAGCUCCGUCGCACCGAGCUUCGGUUGGUUGCUGUUGCUACGUGGACUGGUCGGAUUCGCCAUCGGAUGUGUGCCCCAAUCUGUCACACUGUAUGCCGAAUUUCUGCCGACGAAACAGCGGGCCAAAUGUGUCGUACUGCUGGAUUGUUUCUGGGCGCUGGGAGCAUGCUUCGAGGUAGCGCUUGCACUGGCCGUGACGCCGACACUUGGAUGGCGAUGGUUGCUUGGAUUGUCUGCCGCACCGUUGUUUAUCUUUGCCAUCAUCACACCGUGGCUACCGGAAUCGGCACGCUACCACGUUACCAGCGGCCAGAACGACAAAGCACUGAACACACUCGAGCAGAUCGCGAAGGACAACCGGCGACCGAUGCUGCUUGGCCGGCUGGUAGUGGAAGGACCGAGUGGAUCGCGCGGAAGCUUGAAGGCACUGCUCGGCAGCUCGCUAAGGCGCACCACACUGCUGCUGUGGUUCAUCUGGAUGUCCUGUGCGUUCUGCUACUACGGGCUGGUGCUGAUGUCGACCGAGCUGUUUGGCGGGAAGAACAAAACCAUCGUUGAUGGUGCGAUGACGGACGACGGAAUCACGAUCGACUGUCAGCCGCUGGCAACGACGGACUAUAUGGAUCUGCUGUGGACGACGCUGGCCGAGUUUCCGGGCAUUUUUGCGACGAUUUACGUGAUUGAAAAGUUUGGCCGCAAGAAAACGAUGGCGCUGCAGUUCCUUUUCUAUGCCGGAUGCGUCCUCAUGAUCACCGUCACUGAAGUACGCGUAUUCUUAACAAUAAUCCUCUUUAUGGCGCGCGGAGUCAUUGCCGGACUGUUCCAAGCGGCGUACGUCUAUACGCCAGAGGUGUACCCGACCGCGCUGCGAUCGGUCGGUGUUGGUGGGUGUUCGGCACUCGCACGCCUCGGUGCUAUGGCCACGCCGUACAUUGCGCAGGUCCUGUUUCAAUCGUCGAUCUGGAGCGCGGUGACCGUGUACGGCAUCUUUGCAGCGUGUGCCAGCGUGGCCUGUAUGCUGUUGCCGUACGAAACGCGCGGUGCUGAUUUGGCGCACUGAAUGAGAGAUUCAUGCGCCCUUCUUAGCGGGCGUUCUUGCUCUUUCUCAUACUCAUACCUAUCAACAGAUAUACCUCCAAAACGCAAAUACGGUGCACAAGCCACGUGUAGUGGAAAUAUCCGCGCGAUUCGACGGAACUGUUCUGUGUUGUUUCCUUGUUUGUGUGUGUGUGUGUGCUAAGACUAGCUAAGAGAGAAGGAGAGAAAGAGGGUUAAUGUUUUGCUCUGCUAUACGUUGUAUAUAACUUCUCGCCUUAUAAUCGUCCAGUCGUUUUGUAAUGAAUAGUUAUUUAUGCAUCUAUUUAUUUACCAAUCAAAUUAUACAAUAACAAGCUUAAACACCGGUUGCGUCUUUCGUUUAUAACGAUA
This is a messenger RNA of Anopheles merus, 1958 nucleotides long. Its product is annotated as synaptic vesicle 2-related protein. Lineage: Eukaryota; Metazoa; Arthropoda; Insecta; Diptera; Culicidae. Gene Ontology annotation, molecular function: transmembrane transporter activity. Gene Ontology annotation, cellular component: membrane. The coding region runs from base 1 to 1590 and encodes 529 amino acids. Gene Ontology annotation, biological process: transmembrane transport. The record is from RefSeq and is a predicted model, not a curated record. The transcript has 6 exons.